Messenger RNA from Lutra lutra (Eurasian river otter), 9779 nucleotides. It is a transcript of the gene LNPEP, whose product is annotated as leucyl and cystinyl aminopeptidase. Gene Ontology annotation, cellular component: cytoplasm. The transcript has 18 exons. The coding region runs from base 108 to 3188 and encodes 1026 amino acids. Gene Ontology annotation, biological process: peptide catabolic process; proteolysis. Gene Ontology annotation, molecular function: peptide binding; metalloaminopeptidase activity; zinc ion binding. Lineage: Eukaryota; Metazoa; Chordata; Mammalia; Carnivora; Mustelidae. The record is from RefSeq and is a predicted model, not a curated record.
ACAGCCCUUGGCGGCCGCGCUGGGCAUGCUCAGUCGACAGGGCCGCUUCAGUUCUUGGAGUAGGAAGCUUGGGCGCUUCGGCUGUAAGGAGCCGCGGCGGGGGGAAAAUGGAUCCCUUUACUAACGAUCUGCUUCAGCUCCCCAGGAAUAUGAUUGAAAACAGCAUGUUUGAGGAAGAACCAGAUGUGGUAGAUUUAGCCAAAGAGCCCUGUUUGCAUCCUCUAGAGCCUGAUGAGGUGGAAUAUGAGCCCCGGGGUUCACGACUGCUGGUGCGGGGUCUUGGUGAGCAUGAGAUGGAUGAGGAUGAAGAGGAUUAUGAGUCAUCUGCGAAACUGCUGGGCAUGUCCUUCAUGAACAGAAGCUCAGGCCUUCGGAACAGUGCAGCCGGCUAUAGGCCGAGCCCAGAUGGGACUUGUUCCGUACUGUCUGCAAGGACCAUGGCGGUCUGUGUUUUUCUUAUUGUGGUUGCUGUUUCUAUAAUCAUGGUGAUUUAUCUACUGCCCAGAUGUACCUUUACCAAAGAAGGCUGCCAUAAAAAAAACCAAUCAAUGAGACUAAUUCAGCCACUUGCGACAAAUGGAAAGGUGUUUCCAUGGGCACAAGUCAGGCUUCCCACCACCAUUAUGCCACUACGCUAUGAACUUAACCUACACCCAAACCUCACCUCGAUGACAUUCAAGGGUUCUGUGUCAAUUUCACUUCAGGCUCUUCAGGCCACGUGGAAUAUCAUUCUUCACAGCACAGGCCAUAAUAUUUCGAGAGUGACCUUUAUGUCAGCAGUUUCAAGCCAAGAAAAACAAGUUGAGGUCUUGGAAUACCCAUUUCAUGAACAAAUUGCCAUUGUUGCCCCUGAAACCCUUCUCGAAGGACACAAUUAUACCUUGAAGAUAGAGUAUUCAGCGAAUAUAUCUAGUUCUUACUAUGGGUUUUAUGGAAUCUCCUACACAGAUGAAAGUAAUGAGAAAAAGUACUUUGCAGCAACUCAGUUUGAACCCCUGGCAGCAAGAUCUGCUUUUCCUUGUUUUGAUGAACCAGGAUUUAAAGCCACAUUUAUCAUCAGGAUCAUAAGGGAUGAGCAAUAUACUGCUUUAUCAAAUAUGCCUAAGAAUUCAUCAGUCAUCAUGGAAGAUGGACUCGUUCAAGAUGAGUUUUCUGAGAGUGUGAAAAUGAGCACUUACCUUGUUGCAUUCAUUGUUGGGGAGAUGAAGAACCUGAGUCAGGAUGUAAAUGGAACCCUGGUUUCUAUAUAUGCUGUACCAGAAAAGAUUGGUCAAGUUCACCAUGCCUUGGAAACAACUGUGAAGCUUCUUGAAUUCUAUCAAAACUACUUUGAAAUUCAAUACCCGCUUAAGAAAUUGGAUUUGGUGGCUAUUCCUGACUUUGAAGCAGGAGCAAUGGAAAAUUGGGGUUUACUCACCUUCCGAGAAGAAACACUUCUGUAUGACAACAAUACUUCUUCAGUGGCGGACAGAAAACUGGUUACUAAAAUUAUUGCUCAUGAGCUAUCCCAUCAGUGGUUUGGUAAUCUGGUCACAAUGGAGUGGUGGAAUGAUCUGUGGCUAAAUGAAGGGUUUGCUACAUUCAUGGAGUAUUUCUCUUUGGAAAAAAUAUUUAAAGAGCUCUUCAGUUAUGAAGAUUUCUUAGAUGCUCGAUUUAAAACCAUGAAGAAAGAUUCCUUGAAUUCAUCUCAUCCAAUAUCAUCAUCAUCUGUUGAGUCUUCAGAACAGAUUGAAGAAAUGUUUGAUUCUCUUUCCUAUUUUAAGGGAGCUUCCCUCUUGUUGAUGCUGAAAACUUACCUCAGUGAAGAUGUAUUUCAACAUGCUGUUGUUUUUUACCUGCAUAAUCAUAGCUAUGCAUCCAUUCAAAGUGAUGAUCUGUGGGAUAGUUUUAAUGAGAUCACAAACAAAACACUAGAUGUAAAAAAAAUGAUGAAAACCUGGACCCUGCAAAAAGGAUUUCCUUUAGUGACUGUUCAGAGAAAAGGAAGGGAGCUUCAUGUGCAACAAGAAAGAUACUUUUUAAAUACAAAGCCUGAAAUUCAACCUUCAGAUGCAAGCUAUCUCUGGCAUAUUCCACUAUCCUAUGUCACCGAGGGAAGAAAUUUCUCAAAAUACCCAUUGGUAUAUUUACUGGACAAAAAGUCAGGUGUCAUCAAUCUUACAGAAGAAGUGCAGUGGGUCAAAGUCAAUACGAACAUGAACGGCUAUUAUGUAGUACACUAUGAGGAUGACGACUGGGAAGCACUAAUCAAACAGCUGAAAACAAAUCCUUACGUCCUGAGUGACAAAGACCGAGCCAACCUCAUCAACAACAUCUUUGAGCUUGCAGGCUUAGGCAAGGUAUCUAUUCAGAGGGCCUUUGAUUUGAUUGAUUACCUUGGAAACGAGAACUAUACUGCACCCAUCACUGAAGCCCUGUUCCAGACCGGCCUCAUCUAUAACCUCCUUGAAAAGCUAGGAUACAUGGAUCUGGCCUCAAGAGUAGUGGCCAGGGUAUUUAAAUUACUUCGAAGCCAAAUCGAACAGCAGACUUGGACUGACGAAGGCCCCCCGUCUGCCCGGGAGCUUCGGUCAGUCUUGCUCGAGUUCGCGUGCGCCCACAGCCUCGAGAACUACAGCACUGUGGCAAUGAAGCUGUUUGACGAUUGGGUGGCAUCCAACGGAACUCAAAGCCUACCUACUGACGUCAUGAGUACUGUGUUCAAGGUUGGAGCAAAAACGGAGAAAGGCUGGUCAUUCCUGUUAAGCAAGUAUGUCUCUAUAGACUCCGAAGCAGAAAAGAAUAAAAUACUUGAAGCUCUUGCCGGCUCAGAGGAUGUACGGAAACUUUACUGGUUAAUGAAAAAUAGCCUCAGUGGCGAUACCAUCCGAACACAAAAGCUGUCUUUCAUCAUUAGAACAGUUGGCCGACACUUCCCUGGACACUUGCUGGCAUGGGAUUUUGUCAAAGAGAACUGGAGCAAGCUUGUCCAGAAGUUUCAUCUGGGGUCCUAUACCAUACAAAGUAUUGUUGCUGGGUCGACGCACCUGUUUUCAACAAAGGCACAUUUGUCUGAGGUCCAGGCGUUCUUUGAAAAUCAGUCAGAGGCAACCUUUCGGCUUCGCUGUGUCCAGGAGGCUCUGGAAGUCAUCCAGUUGAAUAUCCGUUGGAUGGAGAAGAACCUCAAAACUCUGACAUGGUGGUUGUAGCAUGCACAACUGUGCCCCAUUUUGUUGCCCGUUCAGAGAGCUUGUUAACGGGGGCUCUGCUGCUUUUGCAAAAAGCCAAGGUGAAGUCAGAAUUGCUUCCAAGUCGUUUGCAGUCUUUAGGAGUUCUAGUUCGCUCAGGGCCUGUCUGUGUUUUUCAUCUGUCUUUUUCGAGUUGUCUUUGGGCAGUACGUAGUUAUUUAUUACAAAAUUAUAUUCACCUAUAUGCCAACAUCUACAAAAACAGUGAGUAAUUUUUCUACUUUGAAGAUACACAAGUGGGGGGGGGGGGGGCGUCUGUUUUGGUUCUGUUCUGUUUCUCAGUAUCCGGAAAGUACCGACCCAGCGAAACAAAGGAAGAUCUACCGUGGGAGCCGGCCUCUGCGGGCGCUGCUUUGCCAGCCUUGUUGCUGCCUAGUGAUAGAUGAUAGAUGCUCCUUGAGUGUGGUACAGAACAUAGCUUCAAAAACUAUGGUAACGCAGUCUGCGAAUCCUACAACUGUUAGAAAACUGAUCUCAGGUGUGCAGAUCUACUUUGGUUUGAGGUUUUGAUUAAUCUUUUAUUUUCUGAAACAAAGUUUAAAUAAGAUCUAUAGCUUCUAUUUUUUUUUUUUUUCUGCAGAACAGCCAGGUGCUACAGAAUUUUUAAAUUUUUGUUGUUCUGAAAAGCUAAGUAACAAGGAUAGAGAUUAAAUUUUCCAGAUAUCUAGUACUUAUUUUUUCAUCUUUUAGGAAAAUGUUUCAAACUGAGCUAGCUUUAAUUAUAAUUAUUUUAUUUAUGAAUUCCAAUAUUCUCCGAAUCUGUACACCUUUAUCACUCCCUGCCAUAGAUAUAGCUUGUGUUAUAGAAGAAUAUGUCUACAUGUGUGGCAAGCAUUUUGUUAGUACUGUUGUCUUUUAUCAUGACUUUAUCACUGUUACUAAAAAUAAAAUUAGUUUAGGUUGCCUUUGAUGUUACCUGAUCAUAGACACUUGCUCUGUCAGUCAUACUCCUGUGUAGAUUUUCAUGUUAUAUGGUAGCAUAUAUUAGAAGCAUAUUUUAAAAUAGGGCCUUUGAGAAAUUGAACAUUUUUAUUUGAAGUUCACCAUAGUACCUUAAAGGAAAAAAGAGAAUAUGGGAUAGGAGUAACUUGAUUCAGAUUUAAUAUGGUGGGCUUUGAAUUUUUUCUACUAUCAAAACAGUACUUUUCUUUAGUUGAAAAAUCAGUGGGUUGUAUUUGUUUUGUUUUAUUUUGUUUCUAUCAUGGCCAAACUAACUGAUUAAAAGGAACGGCCAAGGAAAGAAAGAAAGGGAAGAUUUCCGAAAUCGUAUGGCAUUUUCACUCCUUGUAAAGGAGAAAUACUGUACUUGAAUUUUUUGAGCUAUGCAGACUUAAUACCUAGAUUGUUGAGUUUCUUUGAUUCUUAGGGGAAAAGCUUUCUUCCUAAUAAUUUUUGAGUACUUAGUAUUUUGUUUGAAAACAUCUUCUGUGUGCAUAAAAAGGGUAGAUACCCAUUUGUGAGCACUUAAAACACUCCAGAGAAUCAAUGGGAAAGGUCACCUUUUUUUAAGUUAGCAGGUAUACAGUGAAAAUAUGUGGGAUUGUGUAUAAAAUUAUAUUUUAUUUUAUGAAAAUAUUUUUAUAUACCAAAAUUUAAAAUGCUGGCAAGCUAAAAGGUAGCUUUCUUUAAUCCUAGUGUGUUUUCCCCCAAGUUAGUCUUUUCUAAACAUUUACCUCUGGUUCAGAGUACAAAAUAUUAUAUCCGGAGAAUUGCAGAAUCCUCUAAAGAUGUCUUAUGGAAACUGGGGUGAUCGUAGGUCUUUAUUCCUCUUGUGCUCAGCAGACGAAUAACAGUUUAGUUGAUAUUGGAAGUUAGUGUGUUUUUAUAUUUUUAGAGUGGGGAAAAUACUAAACUUUUGAGGGGUUUUUUGGUUGCUGGUUUUUUACGAUGUUAUAUUACUGAAUUCCACUUUGAUACAGAGUUUAAAUUUUGCUACUUCUCAACAUCAGUUAAGAUUUUUCAGUUAUACCUGCCCAUCUUUACAUUGCUCCUGUAAUGUGUGUUAACUCUGCAUAUGGCAAAUCUUAUCUUGAAUUAUAUCAUUUUUCCUGAGUGUGUGUGUAUGUGUGUGUGUGGGCAGAGGGUAAUGUUUAAGUAAAUCUUUAUCAAAACAUGGGCUAAAAGAAGAGCUGCCUUGUAAUCCAUUGCUUUCUUUGUACUCAGUCUGUUCAUUGCCAUAAUGCGGGAUCCCUGCUGGCUAUAGUUCUAUUUGUAGGCCUCCCCUAGAGUAGCCCUCACCUCACUGUUUCCCACAGAAUUCCAUAAUUUUUAAUGUCAAGCUAACCCAUCUCUAUGGCACUUCCAAAAACAACCCUUAGGAAUAUAAGGCUAUGAAAUAGGUAGAACAUGUGGCAUAACAGGCAUAACUGUAGCUUUUGAAGUUUUAUGCCCCCACACUUUGGCUUAGCCAUGGUGUCUCUGAGAACUCCCGUCUGUGCGCCUGUGGCUCGCCAGGCCUAGUGUGACACGGUCAGGUGUUCAUGUUCAUUGCAGAUGGAUGAGCUGCUUGAACGUAGUAGAAGACGCCCAUUAUGCUGGAUGAUUAAGAAAGGUAAAGUUGGGAAUUUGGAAUUGUAGAAGAAAAACUUGUGCUUUGGAGAUGAAGUAGAAAUCUAAGGCAUCCAAGUUCUUUAUCAACAAGAGAUUGGAUACAUUAAACUGCAGGUAGUGUCAGCUCCCAUCCCCAGCGUCCGGCCCCCAUCUCAUCGUUUUCUAUAAAUCCCUGUAAGUGAAACUGUGUUGAACACUGUUUGAGUGUUCCUGAACUUUCUUUCCAACCCAGGUUCCGCUUAAUUCUCUUUGCCAUUCAUGUUUUCAUUUUAUUUUACUUGAGCCUCUGUAGGAACAAAAGAGCUGUCAGAGGAGUUCUGGGUAUAUAGAGGCUCUGGGGCAGCGUCAGUCUCCCUGGGGACCGAACAGAGUCCUUUCUGAAUACUGGAAAGUAAGAAAUGAAAGUUAAGUGUUGAAUUUGUCAGAUUACUGGUAGCCUGUUACUGAGUUGUAUUGUAAAAGCCAAUGCAAACUAAAGCACCUGGGCCCAUAAUGUGUGGUCGGAUUGCUGAGUAUUAAUGUCACCCCCUUUCAUUUCAUGGGACUGCAGAGAAGGCGUAGGAGUUCAGGACACGUAUCUCACCGAGGACAGCGUUUCCUGGGUGGAGUUUGCAAAAUGAGAUCUGAAUUCCAUAGGUCUGAUAGAGCUCUUUUUCUCCCCUUUGCCUUUGUCAUGUGGUUUUUACUGCAAUGAAUUCUCUUUCUAAAGAGCUUCUUCUCUCCCGACUCUGACACGUCCAUUUGUACUUUAAAAAAAGAAUGUGUGUAUUUUUGCUAAUUUUUGCAUUCUUUUCUUUUGUGCUUCAUUCUCUGCACUGGCAGUAGGUCCUAAAUGAGAAGUGGCUGUUCACACGUGGGAUAAAUCUCCUCUCCUCCCUUUCCCUUCUCUGCAUGUGCAAUAGCCCAUAGAGCAGUGGAUUGAUGUCUUUGAGUGGCUUUUGGCGGGGAAAGGGGUAUAUACUUUUUGAAUGUACAUAUGUGGUUUUGAUCUACUUUUAUUUUCCUUCAUUCUGUGUACUGUCUUCUGAUAAAGAGUGAGAUACUGUCCUGUGAGAAUCUCUUCUGCCCUUCCUAUAUUGCCUGUGUGAGCAACAGCUGCCCAGUAGUUACUUGAUGUUUCUUUUUUGGAAGUUGAUGGUGAUACUGGGGGGGUGGGGGGGAGAGUAGAGUAUGUUCUUUUUAAAAUCCAUGCAGAAUGUUUUUGCUGCUGUUUUGUGGGUGUUAUUUCAUUUUGCACUUUGUUCGUCUUUCUCGUGAUUCAUUUUCCUAAUGAACUGUGGCAGUCCAGAAGUCUGAUGGAUGCCCAGGUAUCGCUUCCCUUGUUGCUUGCAUGGACAGUAACUACAGAUUAGUUAUAGCUGCUCUUGUUUGGAUCUAGUCUUGUGGGGUGGGGGUUGUGUAUCAUCCUUCCAGAUGUCUAUCUGUGUUAUGCCCCUUUCUUUAUGUUUCAUUUUAUGUAUGUUCUUUUGGAUGUGUGAUACAUAUUUAGUGAAAUUGAGGUUCAGAGUAUGACAGAUUUCCUGUUUGCCCUUUUCCUUAUUGCCUUCUUGGGUGGUAGCUGAUGUUUUGUUUUGUUUUGCGGGGUGGGAGAAAGCAGGGUAUGUACUUAUAUGUAAAUAGACUUCCUACUACUUGACAUUACUUAUUCAUUUCGUACUGCCUCCUCCUGAGAGGACGUCAAAGUACGCAAUGAGACGUGGAGGUCCGGAUGUAUGACAUUCUCCUCUUGUCCCCUUCCCUUAUUGCCUGAGUGGGCAAUAGCUGGUAGAGUAGUUGUUGGAGUGGGGUUUGGCGGGGGGUGGGGGUGGGGGAGGGAUGUGUACAUGCUGUAUAUACCUGUUUUUACUACCAAGUUGUAUUAUUUCAUUGGGUAUCCCAACUGGAAGUCACCCAAUGAACCACGGAGGUCCGGAUGUAUAACAAUCUCCUCUUGUCCCCUUCCCUUAUUGCCCAAGUGGGCAAUAGCUGGUAGAGUAGUUAAUUAGUUUCAGGGGUUCUUUUGUGGGUUUGGGGGUAAAUACUUUAAAUGUGUGUGUGUGUGUGUUUACUUCCUUAUUAUAUAGUGCUUCUCUGUGUACCCAGUCUUUCACUUGGACACAUAGGUUCCUAAAGAACCAUGGAGUUCUAGAUGUGUAGCAAUCUCCUCUUCUUCCUUUCCCUUUUUAUCUAUGUAGGCAAUAAUUUUCGAGUAGUUUGGGUUUUUUGAGAUCUUGGGGGUGGGAAGGGACUAAGAGCGGGAUAUAGACUUUUGAAAACUGUAUGUACAGUGUUCGUUACUACAUUGUGUUAUUCCAUUUUGUACCCCGUCCCUUCCUUGGACGUGGGGGUACCUAAUGAGAUGUGGAGGUCUGAAUGUGUGACGGUGUCCUCUUGUCCCCUCCCAUUAUUGCCUCUGUGGGCAAUAGUUUCAGAGUAGUUCUAGAUUAGUUUUUUUACUCUACCCCUCCCUCCUCAGAGAGGGCGGGAAUAUGUACUUUUUAAAAUGUAUAUAAAUAUUUUUGUUCCUUUUUUCUGUUACUACAUCUUGUACCUAGCUCUUUCCAUGGAUAUUUAGGUACAUGAUGAAAAUUAAGGUUCAUUCUAUGAAAAAAAUCUCCUUUUUUCCCCUUCCCUUAUUGCCUAUCCGGGCAAUGACUAGCGGCAUAGUUGUUUAGAGGGUUUUUUUUGGCAGGGUGGUGGGGGCAUUUCUGGGUUUACAUUUUAAAAGAUGUAUAUAUAUGUCUGCUGUGGUGGUGGUGGUGGUUGUUUUGGUCUUUUACUUUGAACUGAUUUUUUUUUUUUGGUUUGGAUUUGUAGAUACGCAGCGUAGUGCAGAGGCCCAGAUCCAGAGGCGUGAUAAACCUGUUCUCUCUUCCCUUACAGCCUGUGCACGACUGUAGGAGGAUACUGGAGGACUUGGUGUUUGUUUUUUGUGUUUGAAGUUCUUAAUGGGGAAUGGGCUUAUUAGGUAAGAUAGGUGGUUUUUUAAAUGUAUAUAAAUGUUUCUGCUUCUUUUUGGUGUUUACUUCAUUUUGAAUCUAGUCCUUUGCAUGACGAUUUAGGUACUUACUGAAAGUUGAGAUUGAUUCUAUGAAAAAUCUCCCCUACUCCCCUUCCCUCAUUGCCUGGCCGGCAGUGGUAGAAGAAUAGAUGUUUCGUUUCUUUUUUUGGAGGGGUGGGGGGUGGGUGUAGUCUGAGUGAGAGAGAGAGAGAGUGUGUGUGUGCGUGUGUGCACGCACGCACGCGCGCUCGUGUGUGCGUGUAAAAAUUUUUUUAAUGUAUAUAAAUGUUUGCUACGUUUUGUGUGUUAAUUCACUUAGUACUCAGUCCUUUGUGGGACUUGUAGUUACAUAAUGAAACACGGAGGUCCAUACGUAUGAUAAAUCUCCUCUGCGUCCCUUCCCUCACUGCCUGCAUGGGCAAUAGUUUUAUAAUUUGGGGUGAUUUUUUUAAGGGAGAGAAUGAUUUGCGUGGGUUAUGGGGAGGGGAAAAGGACAGGAUAUAUGAACUUUUAAAAACUGUAUAUAAAUGUUUUCCUAUUACUGAUUUUGUACCUAGUCUUAGCGUGAUGUCUAGGUACAAGAUGAAAAUUGAGGAUCAGUGUAUGACAAAUCUCCCCUUCUCCCCUUUCCCUUAUUGCCUGUGUUGGCAAUAGUGAGUAGAAUAGUUGUGUGUUGUUUAUUUACUUGGUUUUUUGGGAGGGGUUAUAUUUUUGGCAGGGGAAUAUUCUUAAUAUGAGUGGUGGUUUUUUUUGUUUCAUUUUGUAUUUAGUUCUUUGCAUUGCUAUCUCUAUUGGGACCUAAUGAAAAUUCAGUUUCAUAAAUUGAUAGAUCGCUUCUUCCUUUCCCACAUAUUUCUUCAUUUAGCAGUGCCAAUUAUAGUUGUUGUUUUGUGGUUAUUUUGUUUUAUUCUCUAGGAUAUAUACCUUUAAAAAUGUAAGUGUAUAUAAGCACAUAUCUAAUCUUUUUUUUUCAUUAUUUUUCAUUAAUAUAUAGUCCCUUUCCGGGUUGUGCAUGGAUCUAA